GGUCAGCGCGCAUCAAGGCGCCGCCGCUUUAUCGCUACCAACACACGCGAUAGUCACACGGCAUGAUCUUGUUUCAACGCGGGCACUGUUAAUAGUUAUCGGCUAGGGUACGGCGAAAUGCUUACGCAAGACUGGACGAGCAUAAACAGUUUGGCGCUGCUUUCUCCAGCAGUUCGCGUCGCUGGCCAGCAGGGCGCGCGCGCAGAUCAACCAAUCAGAGGCACGCUCCGUUCUCCAUGUCGCGCCAUUCAAAUUGGUGAACUUCAAUCGAGUGUUUCGUUCGUCGAUUAAUUGUGUCUUUAAUUUGUGCCGGAGACAGGGUUAACGAUAGAGCGAUUAGAAAUGUGUGACCGAGAACAAUUGUCCAGUUGUCAGCGCCGGUUUUGGUCCCUUUACUAAUGGAUGACGAUACCAUUGCUUUUGGGGAGGAGGAUGAGGCUAGCCAAAAUGCCAACAAACUCAAACAUCCAUAUGUCACCUUAUUUCAUUUAGCCUUCAGAAUCGCUGCGAUCGUAGUUUAUAUGUUGUGUGGCUGGUUCUCAAAUAGUUUUAUAGCUAGCUUCGUAACAGUCAUAUUACUGUUAUCAAUGGAUUUCUGGACAGUUAAAAAUAUCACCGGAAGGUUAAUGGUUGGCCUUAGGUGGUGGAAUUAUGUGGAUGAUAAUGGAAAAAGUCAUUGGGUGUUUGAAUCCAAAAAGGGUGUUCAACAGAACCGCAUUAAUGCAGCUGAAGCUCGUAUUUUUUGGUUGGCAUUAAUUCUUUGUCCAUUAUUGUGGUCAAUAUUUUUCAUGGUGGCUUUGUUUGGUCUGAAAUUUAAAUGGUUGCUGCUUGUCUGUAUCGCAAUUGCCUUGAACGGCGCGAAUCUCUAUGGAUACGUGAAAUGCAAAAUGGGAAAUGACCGAAAUAUAUCCGCGGCGACAAGCGACUUUCUCAGAAAACAGGUCAUACAAAAUGUUGCAUCGAUGAUGUCUAGAAGUCCACCAACGAAUAAUCCAAAUCAACCAACUAAUGUGAUAUAAAACUGCGAUCCCGCGGCCCUUAUUUAAGAGAAAUGUUGCCAUAUCAGGCAGUGAAACGCGUGAUCUUCGGCAUUAGAAAUAAACAUUUGUACAUAACGAUAAUUGUCCAAUAGAAUAAGUCCUAACGACAUAAUAUAAUAAUAAACUGCUAUCAUAAAUAUGUCUCGACCU
Molecule: messenger RNA, 1190 nt
Organism: Nomia melanderi (Alkali bee)
Lineage: Eukaryota; Metazoa; Arthropoda; Insecta; Hymenoptera; Halictidae
Product: putative Golgi apparatus membrane protein-like protein CG5021
Biological process (GO): vesicle-mediated transport; protein secretion
Cellular component (GO): Golgi membrane
Source: RefSeq, a predicted model, not a curated record